Molecule: messenger RNA, 1707 nt
Organism: Thlaspi arvense
Lineage: Eukaryota; Viridiplantae; Streptophyta; Magnoliopsida; Brassicales; Brassicaceae
Source: the annotation of a GenBank genome assembly
AUGAAUCAACUCGUUGCGACGACAGCUUUACGAUCUCUGCUUGUCCGCGGCGGAGGAAACUGUAACAUGGUCGUGAGGUCUGUUUCGGCCGCCUUCGUGGUGAAAUCUCCUGAGGACAUAACUAAACCGAUGCGAAUUCAUGAUUGGCGCGGCGGUUUUGGCUAUUUUAAGAUCGAUUCGAAGCAUGUGCAAGAGAUGAGUUCUGCUUCGGCUAUGGAGAAGAAGGAUGAAAAGAAAGAUGAAAAUCCGAAGGUCGAGGCGGUGAAGAAAGAUCAAAACGACGGUGGAUCGGUGGCGGUUCCGAGUUAUUGGGGAAUAGAGACAUCGAAGAUGAAAAUUACUCGGAGAGAUGGAUCGAACUGGCCUUGGAACUGUUUUAUGAGACGAUACGGAUGCAGAGCAAUGAUGCUAGAGACAGUAGCUGCUGUACCAGGAAUGGUCGGAGGAAUGCUCCUCCACCUAAAAUCAAUCCGGAGAUUCGAACAUAGCGGCGGUUGGAUCAAGGCGUUGCUCGAAGAGGCAGAGAACGAGAGGAUGCAUCUAAUGACAAUGAUGGAGUUGGUCAAACCCAAAUGGCACGAGCGUCUUCUAGUGAUGCUUGUUCAAGGGAUUUUCUGCAACUGCUUUUUCCUCUGUUACGUGAUCUCGCCUCGCUUGGCUCAUCGGAUUGUUGGAUAUUUAGAAGAAGAAGCUAUACAUUCUUACACCGAGUUUCUUAAAGACAUUGACGAUGGAAAGAUCGAGAACGUUGCCGCGCCUGCGAUUGCGAUUGAUUAUUGGAGAUUGCCUAAAGAUGCUUCGUUGAAAGAUGUCGUUACUGUGAUUCGUGCUGAUGAAGCUCAUCAUCGAGAUGUCAACCAUUUUGCUUCCGACAUUCGCAAUCAAGGAAAGGAACUGCGAGAAGCAGCAGCUCCCAUUGGUACGACUGCAGAUGAUCUCUAUCCACUAUUCGCAAAGUACGGAAAGGUCGUGGAUGUCUUUAUCCCCAGAGACCGAAGGUCCAAUUUCGUCUUGUCCCUUUUCUACAAUUUGCUCUAUCCUCUAGGACUGGUGAUUCGCGUGGUUUUGCAUUCGUUCGCUACAAGUAUAAGGACGAAGCUCACAAAGCAGUGGAAAGGCUUGAUGGAAGAGUUGUCGAUGGCAGAGAAAUCACUGUUCAAUUCGCAAAAUAUGGCCCGAAUGCUGAAAAAAUUUCUAAAGGAAGAGUUGUGGAACCACCUCCAAAGUCACGAAGGUCAAGAAGCCGUAGUCCUCGAAGGAGCGGUAGUCCGCAUAGACGCCGUAGUCCUCGGAGAAGCCGCAGUCCCCGCAGGAGGUCUCGAGAUGAUUACAGGGAAAGAGACUACCGGAAGAGGAGCAGGAGCAGAAGCAGGAGCAGGAGCUAUGAAAGACGUGAAAGGCAUCAUGAUAAGGACAGGGAUCAUCGCCGGCGCAGCAGGUCUCGUAGUGCCAGCCCUGAUGACAAACGAAGAUGCAUCUCCUGCUCGCCGCAGCUUCAGCCCUAGAAAAGCAUCUCCUGAAAGGCGAAGCAAAGAGAGGUCUCUAUCUCCUGCUCGCCGCAGCCGUAGCCCAAGGAGUCCCUCUCUGCAAAAGGCUUCUCCUUCUAAGGAGGAGCUGUCUCCCGAGAGGAAGAGCAAUGAUAGGUCCCCAUCUCCUCCUUCUCCUCGGGACAAAGCUCGUAGUCAAUCUCCUUAUGCUGAGGAAUGA